This is a messenger RNA of Acipenser ruthenus (sterlet), 3050 nucleotides long. RefSeq names its product coiled-coil domain-containing protein 33-like. Lineage: Eukaryota; Metazoa; Chordata; Actinopteri; Acipenseriformes; Acipenseridae. The record is from RefSeq and is a predicted model, not a curated record. Gene Ontology annotation, cellular component: peroxisome. Bases 232 to 2877 code for a protein of 881 amino acids. The transcript is spliced from 18 exons.
UGUACAGAUUGAUAGUGUUCUGUCAAACUUACCGGAUAGCUGGCUGAAAGAAAGACUGUGACUUCAGUGCACACUACACCUGGCCAUGUGAGGGAGAGUGGCUUCUUUAUUAUUCUCAUCACAAAGAAACAAAAACCUGCGAACUCGCAAUACAUUCAACAGAAUAGGCAUCAUGAGCACGUCAAUGAGCCAUAUACAGAAAACAACCCUGUGUGUCUUCCUUGAGCAAUCAUGCUGAAGACUCGGCUGAAGAUCGAGGCGAGGGAACUGGACUUUGAAUUCGAGGUGCUCAACGUGCAGUUCAACGAGCUGGGAAAGUAUGUGCUGCGGCUGACCGUGGAGAACCCCCUGCUUGAAGACUCCGGGACUGGGGUGCAGCUGCGGGUCAACGACGGGGAAGUCCUCUACACCAGCACGGGAACCACCGACAUCAUCCAACAAAGCAGCCUGGACGAGGUGUACACCUGUCUCCGAUACAAGUUUGUCUUCACACUGCCACAAGGAUUCUGCAAAAAUGACAAAAACCACGACGUGCGCCUGAAAAUCGAGGCCUUGCGUGUUACGGACUCCCAGGUGAAGAAUGGCACCAAGGUCGGCGAGGCUUUCUUUGCCAUCUACCCACGAACCAACACUCCCCGAAUCAACCUGUACGCCCGCAAAGAUGAAGAGCUGUACCACUACAGCAACAUCAUGGCUCUGCUCCGUGUCCAAAACGACUACCUGGCCAUGCACUGCGGGCGCCUGGCCUACACUGUCUCCUUCCACGAGGCUCGGCCUCCCCAUGAAGACCCCAACACUACCUCCCGCAUGCCUUCCAUCCAGGAGGAGGGCAAGGGGGGUAGGCAGACACCGCGAGCCCCCUCUCCUGCUCCCUCCACACUCAGUGUGCCCCCUUUAAUCCCAGAGCCCACCCAACAGCAAGAGCCUGAGCCCCCUCCAUCAGAGCCCACAGCUCAGCCAGAGCCUGAGUCAGAGAGGAGGGCCUCCCCUGAGUCGAUGCUGGAGAGCCCCAGCGAGAGCCUGCCGCCCACUCCCGAUGGAGGCCUCGCAUCAUCACGGCCCCACAGACGACCCACCGAGGCCAGCCUGCACUUCCCCUCCCCCCAAAACACGCCUGGGCAGAGCCCCGAACCUCUGCCAGCCACACACGUGAUGGAGGCCCCCCCCGGAAAAAAUGAGGUGACACGUUCCCCUCUCACCAACAACUGGCACGUGUCCCGUCCCGGAAUGGAGGCAAUUACCGUCAUCCUGCAUGGAGCGACCAACCUGCCCCCACUGAGCGACGGAGCCGUGCCCCAGCCAUUCGCCACAGUCAAGAGUGGCACGGAUGAGAAGCAGAAGCAGAGUGCUCAGGGAGUGACCCACGCCACCAUGCAGCCCACGCACUCCCCAUCGUGGGAGGAGAAGGUGACGGUGGAGGUGGCUCAAGAGGACGUCAAGGAUGAAGUGGUGAUCCUGAAUGUAGCAGACAGCCGAACCAAAGAGCUACUGGCCAGUUACCGGCUCCCAAUCCACUACCUGCAGCCCUUCCACCACUAUCACAUGGAACUUGUGCAGGCCCAUAAGAGAGUGCCCGCGGGGGUGCGGCUGUACGCCACGGUGGUGCGGAAAGGCAGUGCCAUCCCUCGGCAGCCCGGAUUCUCCUUCACUGGAUUUGAGGUGCUGCUGCAGGCUCUGGAAAAGCCAUUGCUGGAACCGCUUGGUCCUCUGUUAUCAGUGGCUCGAAUUGUGCCUGAUUAUGAGUCAUACAAGAGCACCAUGCUGGUGAGGACGCCCCGUGCGGCUGGGAUCACAGUAACCACCAUCGCCUUCCCCAGCCUCCAUCUCUCCUCCUUUGAGGUGCCUCAGGUCUCCAGCCAGGGCUACCCCCAGGUCUCCCAGGCCGGGUUCCCCCAGGAGCAGCCCAGCUGGAACCACUCCUUCCUGUUCCACGGCAGAGACAGCGCCACGGUCUUCACCGGAGGGGCGGCCCUUGUGUUAGAGUACUACCCAGUCACUACAGUGAUGAACACGGUGUGCUGGCACAUCCGCAGCCCCCUGGGCUUCUCAGCACUGUCCCUCGAUGAGGACGUGUACCGCAAGCUGAUGGCAGAGAGCGGCCAGAGAGGGAUCCGUGUGGAAAAGCUGCCAGUGCAGGGCACCACUCUGAGAACCACCUCAAACACCAUCCCCAGUGUUGGCAUCAUUCUACGCCUCAUUGGCUCUGAGCGCCCGGACUCUCUCCUGGCCUCUGCCAACCCCAGCCUGCUUCCCACCCUCGACUCCAAGCCUCUGAGUGAGAACGGGGGAUCUCCGCCCCUUGUUCCCCCGCUGUCCUGGCCUUUAAAAUCCAACGAAGAGGAGGAGGGAUCCCCAGCCCCUCCUCCUACUGACUGGAGCACCCAGCCCCAGCCCCAGCAGCACCAGCACCAGCCCCAGCCCCAGCACCUACUCCAACUCGAGCUGCAGAGAGAUGGGCUCAACCUUCCCUCCUACGAUGCCCUGACGGAGAUCCUCCCCGAGUAUGAGCACCUGUUCAGGGCACCCAUCUCCACCAAGGGGGGGCAAGACCCCACAGACAGGAUCCCCCUCUCAGGCAGGACUACCCCGGCGAACAGGACCAUACGAACAGGCAGGCACCGCAUGGACAACACAAAGUUCAGGACCCCGAUCAAGACCCCCUCUCACUGUUUCACAGCCUCCGCUCUCCACACAAAAACAGGGACCCUGUCCGAGACCCUGUGUACGACAGCCAUGCUGCAGAAGUUAUCGAACAUGAAAGCAGGGAGCUGGAGAACUAUCGCACAGCCAUGCGCAAGAUGGCAGAGGACAUCAUUGCGCUGCGGAGACACGUGGGCAAUCUGGAGUCGGACAACAGCAAGCUGCGCAGUGAGCUGACCCUGCACCAGGACCUGGGGAAGACAAUGCUGGACGAUACAGACAUCGACGUCAUGACUAAGGCUGAGAUCACUGACCGCAUCGCCUCUCUGAAAUUCAAACUGGCCAGCGGGAUGGCAGAGGUGAAAACUCACAAAGAUAAAAUCCAGCAGCUUCAGAACGAGCUGAUUCGG